CCAAAAUUAGGGCGACAGAGGCACUGCAGGUCGAGACUGAAGAACAUUUUCUUAUCUUAGCUGAUUGCUACAAUCUCCUGAAAGCAGAGGAAGAUCUUUCAAACUGUGAGCCCUCCACUGUUGUCUUACUCCUAAACACGGGUGGUAGGUUGAUUCUGGAGCUGCUAGUCUGCUGCAGAUUUUCUCAGCCAACAGUGUUUGACUGGUUCUUCUAGUUUAUGUCCUAGUAAACCAGUGUAAGGAUCUAUUUUAAACCGCUUAUACAAUGUCUGACUGUGAGUUGAUUCUGGCCAGCUGGGGAAAAGUGGAAAGCAACCUUGCUGCCUAUGGAGGAGAAGUUCUCACCCGUCUGUUUACAGAGCACCCUGACACCCAGAAACUCUUCCCCAAGUUUGUGGGGAUCCCAUCUGGUGAACUGGCUGGAAAUGCAGGUGUUGCAGACCAUGGCAAAACUGUUCUGACAAAACUGGGUGAGAUCCUCAAGGCAAAAGGCUCUAGUGAUGUCAUCAAGCCACUGGCUACAACCCAUGCCAACAAACACAAGAUUGCCCUCAACAACUUCAAGCUGAUUACUGAGGUCAUCAUUAAGGUGUUCGGGGAGAAGGGCGUGUGGGACACUGCUACCCAGGAAGCUUUCAGAAAGGUGAUGGAUGUUGUCGUCAGUGAGAUCGACUGCGUCUACAAGGAGCUUGGCUUUACUGGCUAGAUGACCUUUAUCCCAUCCUGUCCCUGACAUCGAGGCCAUGGAAAUGCAUGCACUCUAUUCCCACUGGCUUAAUAAACAAACAAGAAACUUGUAUGAUAUUUCUGCAAGUAAUGUAGAAAUGUAAGCACUUGUAAAUGUUAACAUGUGAUCUUCAUUAAAGCAGUGCUUCAUUGACUUGUA
This is a messenger RNA of Clarias gariepinus (North African catfish), 886 nucleotides long. RefSeq names its product myoglobin-like. Gene Ontology annotation, cellular component: extracellular exosome. Gene Ontology annotation, biological process: oxygen transport. Gene Ontology annotation, molecular function: heme binding; oxygen binding. The transcript is spliced from 5 exons. NCBI's taxonomy places the organism in Eukaryota, Metazoa, Chordata, Actinopteri, Siluriformes, Clariidae. The coding region runs from base 266 to 706 and encodes 146 amino acids. The record is from RefSeq and is a predicted model, not a curated record.